Stomoxys calcitrans (stable fly) is the source of this 2190-nucleotide messenger RNA. RefSeq lists its product as uncharacterized. Gene Ontology annotation, biological process: DNA integration. The transcript has a single exon. The coding region runs from base 1 to 2190 and encodes 729 amino acids. Gene Ontology annotation, molecular function: nucleic acid binding. Lineage: Eukaryota; Metazoa; Arthropoda; Insecta; Diptera; Muscidae. The record is from RefSeq and is a predicted model, not a curated record.
AUGCAGCAAGUAUGGCUAGACAAAAUCGACUGGGAUGACGCGCUUAAAUCAAUAACUCUGAUAAAUUGGCAGAACUUUGUUAAAAACUCAGAGGCUAUAGAAUCGGUUAAGAUUCCAAGGUGGAUACGUUUCACACCUGGAUCCAAGGUCGAGGUACACGGUUUCUGUGAUGCUUCGGAGAGCGCAUAUGGAGCCGCCUUAUAUAUAAGGGUGGAGCAUGACAACCACCAAACCGACAUCUUUCUCUUAGCCGCAAAGACCCGCGUGGCCCCGAUCAAAAAGAUUUCUUUGCCGAGACUCGAACUAUGUGGAGCAGUACUGCUCUCGAAGUUAGCUUCAGCAACCAUAACAAACCUUCAGAUUUCGAAAUUUACGACACAAUUUUGGACAGAUUCCACAAUUGUUUUAUCGUGGCUUAGGAAACCGCCGUGCGCUUGGAGCACAUUCGUGGGAAACCGCGUUUCAGAAAUUCUGGAAAAUGUUGGCAAUGAGAACUGGCGCCAUGUAGACUCUGAGAGUAACCCUGCGGAUAUUGCGAGUAGAGGCUGCACACCUUCCGACUUGCAAGACCAUAGUUUAUGGUGGCACGGUCCGCAGUGGUUGAUUUUGCCUAAAGGUCGGUGGCCAGCCUUUCAAGUUCCUGAAGACACAAACCUGGAAGAGAAGACUGUUAAAGUCUUGGCUACAUCAUCCUUGGAAGACCCAUUAAUUAGAUUUUCAUCAUUGUCUCGUGCAUACAGGGUGAUAGCCUACACUUUGCGUAUUUGGCGAAAUACGGGUUCUAAUCGAUCACAUCUUAGGGUUUCAUCUUUGGAGAUUACAGCUGAGGAAAUUCAGGAUGCAAAACGCCGUCUACUCAUUAUGACUCAACAGAACUAUUUCUCACCUGAAUAUCAUGAUUUACGACAAAACACUAGAAUUUCCUCCAGCAGUAGCCUUCUGACCCUAAACCCAUUCAUAGACUCUAAUGGAUUAAUGCGGGCUAAUGGGCGCCUUGUACAGUCUCCCGUUUUAACGUACGAUGAGAGACACCCUAUUCUUUUACCAUAUGAAGCCAGACUCACACAGCUUUUAGUAAAGUUCACUCAUCGAAUAACUCUUCACGGAGGAAACCAACUUAUGACCCGAGUUUUGCGAUCUGAAUUCUGGAUAUUCAGAUUAAAGCCUUUGGUAAAAAAGGUUAUCCAUAACUGCAAAACUUGUAUUUUGUAUCGAAAGCAUUCGCAGUCUCAGAUCAUGGCUUCCUUGCCACCUGAGCGAACUACAUUGUCUAGACCCUUCAAUAACACUGGGGUUGAUUUCGCAGGACCCUUCAAUAUAAAGAACUAUUCGGGACGUGCAUGCGUUAUAACGAAAGGUUACAUUUGUAUUUUCGUCUGUUUUGCUACCAAGGCCGUUCACUUGGAAGCCACAAGUGACUUGUCCUCACAAUCUUUUCUAGCCGCAUUUUCACGAUUUAUAGGCCGACGGGGCUGCCCUUCAUGUAUAUACUCCGACAAUGGGAAGAAUUUCGUGGGAGCCUCAGACAUUGUGAAAAAAGAUCGCCUUGAGCUUUUUAAGACUCUUCGGAAUCAAGUCUCACAGCUAAACGCAUAUCAAAAUCUUACGUGGAGGUUCAUACCUCCGGGCGCCCCUCAUAUGGGUGGCCUGUGGGAGGCGGGAGUGAAAUCUCUCAAAACCCACCUUCGUAAACUUAUUCCAAAGAUGAAUUUUACAUUUGAGGAACUUUCUACAAUAUUAGCUCGUAUAGAAGCUUGUUUGAAUUCACGACCCUUGAGUGCAGCUAGUGACGACCCCAACGACUUUUCACCGCUUACUCCUGGUCACUUUCUUAUCGGAACACCCAUUCUUGCGCCAGCUGAGCCCAACGUUUCUGACCAAGACUUGACCCUUGCAAAUAGAUGGAAACGGCUCAAGAUCGUUUCUCAAUAUUUUUGCAUGCGCUGGAAGUCAGAAUACCUCAAAGAACUUCACCGUAGAACAAAAUGGAAAUACCAGCAGGAUAAUCUUAGAGAAAAUGACUUAGUCGUUAUCAGGGACGAUAGGUUUCCUCCCACUGAAUGGGUUAUGGGCCGCGUUGAAAAAACUUAUCCAGGAAUCGACCAAAAUACACGAGUCGUCGACGUUAAAACCCCUCACGGUACCUUGAGUAGACCCAUAACUAAACUGGUCAAACUUUUUUCCGCCUGA